Messenger RNA from Saprolegnia parasitica CBS 223.65, 1554 nucleotides. RefSeq lists its product as hypothetical. The coding region runs from base 1 to 1554 and encodes 517 amino acids. Lineage: Eukaryota; Oomycota; Saprolegniomycetes; Saprolegniales; Saprolegniaceae. The transcript has 2 exons. The record is from RefSeq and is a predicted model, not a curated record.
AUGGCCAAGAAGCAGCCGGCGCACACGUGGCCCAUGAGCCUCCGCGUGCUCUUCCCCGCGUGCAUCCUCCUCAUCUUCUUGGUCAACAUGACCCUCUUCCGCGCGCCUGACAGCACCGAGGCAGGCCCGCGCCUCAAGAAGCCAGCGUUCGUGCAGCGGGCGCCGACCACAGACGCAACCUGCUGGUUUGACGACCCCAAGACGCAGCGCGUGCCCACGGACGACCUCGAGCACCUCAGCCUUCUGCACGCUGCGUGCACGACCGAGUCGGACGACAUCAUUACCUGGCAGUAUGGCACGAACGCGACCACGACACCGUACCCGACGCGGCUGCGGCGCGACGACCCGCGCGUGCUUGACGAGCUCCGGCGCUGCCCCGACUAUGAUGUGUUUCUCCCGAGCGGCCUCCGUGGCUCGGGCUACUGCGAGGACGGCUGCGCCUACGCCAAGUACGGUCAAUCGCGCUUGCUGCCCAUCUGGGCGUUCGAAGACGAGUACUUGGACCCGCAGACCAACCGCAAGGUCAAGUACUUCGACUUGUGCCCGCGCACGCCAGUCAUCUUCUUCAACCACUACUGGCCGCCGUGGGAGUGGCCCAAGCACAAGCCCAUCUACCUCAUGCCCAACAUUGAGAUGGGCGAACUGAAGUCGCCGCAGUACUGGAGCGCCGGCGUCGUCAUCUGCAAGUCGCGCGACUGCUAUCAGCGCGUGACCAAGUGGUACGAGCAAGAGGGCAACCCGAAUGGUGCUGCCGUCUUCUACACCCGGCACACGACCGCCGACAUUGCAGGCCACAUUUCGCGCAAGCUCGGCCCUGGCGGCGUCAAGCCCAAGGACUACCGCGACAAGGUUCGGUUCACGCACUCGGCCGGCGGCAGCGUCAGCAAGGGCACGGACCAGGUCAUCCAGUGCUGGCUGUCGCGACCGGACCUGCCGCCGCUCGACCUCUCGAUGAGCCAGAGUCUCUACGAUAUGGGCUACGGCGACAAGUACGCCGAGAGAAUCGCAGCCGCCAAGAACAUCAACUUUCAACACAGCGCGAUCAACGAAGAGACGUUUGGGAAGCGACUCGCCGAGACCUCUUUCUUCCUCUGCGCAAGUCGGUGGGAAGGCUACGGCCACUACAUCAACCAGGCGCGCGCGGCCGGCGGCGUCAUCAUCACAACCGAUGCGCCGCCGAUGAACGAGCUCAUCGUCGCGCCCGAGAGCGGUGUGUACGUCAAGACGGUCGUGCACCACCACCCGCACCAGAUCCUGGGCGGCGGCUUUGAAGGCGAGCACGGGCUCCGCGACGUCGGCGGCCUCCAAGCCGACUACUCGUCCGGCGAUCUCUGCGACGCAGUGGACCACGUGCUGAGCCUGUCGGGCGGCGAGCGCGAGCGCAUGGCCAAGGCGGCGCAGCAGCAGUUCCACGACGACACCAAGUUCUUUGCGGCGUCCAUGCGCGACCUCCGAGCGUUUGCGCGCGCUCAGCUGCGCUCCAACAUGACGGCCGCCGAGGUCGCGGCCGGCAACUGGCAAGACACGGCGGUCCGGGACGUGCCGUGCAUAUAA